Molecule: messenger RNA, 497 nt
Organism: Rhizophagus irregularis DAOM 181602=DAOM 197198
Lineage: Eukaryota; Fungi; Glomeromycota; Glomeromycetes; Glomerales; Glomeraceae
Source: RefSeq, a predicted model, not a curated record
AAAAAGCCAUUGAUUCUGUUACACUUAAUGAUCGUGAUCUUAAAAAAUAUUUACUUACAGAGAAUCAAUGGGCUGAACUUGAAAAAAUUAAGGAUUUUUUAUUUUUAUUUAAAGAAGUAACAACUAUAAUGUCUGGAUUUACUUAUCCAACACUUUCUGCUACUAUUCCUUUAUAUAAUAUUCUUAUUGAUCAUGUUGAAAAUGUUAUUGGAGAUGUAAAUGUUAUUGGAGAUGAAAAUGAGGAAGUUAUUGAAGAUGUAGAUAAUGAUGAAUCUGAAGCUAAUAGUAGCAACAACAAUGAGAAUGAAUGGAGUCAAAUUAUAAAAAAUGCUGCAAAAAUAUGCAGAUUAAAAUUGCUGGAGUAUUACAACAAGACAAAUUAUUCAUAUUUAAUUUCUACUAUUUUGGAUCUAAAAUUGAAAUUACAAUAUUACAAGGAUAAUGAAUGGGAAGAUGAAUUAAUAAAUGAUAUUCAACAAAAGUUAGUAUUUUACUAA